CAAACCCAAUCCCUUUCUUCGUCGUCUUUAGGUGCACCUCUUUAAUACGGAGUACUCGGUGGUAGAAAAAUUGAAUCGCUGUCGAGGCCGAAGGCAUAGUACGCACCUUAGCGUCUUUUAAAAUGAAGCAGCAACAAGAAAGUCUCACUCGCUGACUUCGUCAGUUUCAAAACUCAUCACUUCAACUCUCUAAUCGUUUUCCUCAAUACUCUCUCUCUCAACCUUCAGGAGAAACUUUAGCUUUCAGAGAAUUGUUUUGAAGGUUUAAAUUUCUGUUAAAGAUGGGGAAUAAGCGUGUGAUGUUGCCGGCGAGCGAAGUUGACUUGACGGCUGUGAAAUAUGAGCCUGAAGUGAUCAAAGCUCCUCAUUUGACCGGGCUCGCGUUGAAGCUAUUUGUUCGCUUAGUUGAGGCUCCGCUAAUUGGUUCUUUGAUCCUAUCAUCUUUAAAGAAGCAGAAUCAAAUGGUUGAGAUGUUACAGAAUACUGUAAUUCCAGAGACACCGAUGUUUAAACCCGAGUUUCCACCACAAGAACCAGAAACUGGUGUUGUUGUUUUGGAAGAAGACGGAAGACCUGAAGACCGGGUCAAAGAAGCCUUGAAUUGUCUUCCACAUUAUGAUCCUGCUACCUGUUGGACUGGUGAUUCAAUUUCAUCAUUCCGCUACUGGACGAUACGUGAUUAUGCACAUGCUUACAGGUCUGGGAUUGCUACCCCAUCUAUGGUUGCAGAACGCAUCAUCUCAGUUAUGGAGGAGUUCAGCAACAAGAAGCCCCCAACGCCCCUAUUGAUUUCUUUUGAUGCUGAGGGAUUAAGAAAGCAAGCUGCAGCUUCCACACAAAGGUUUGAGGAAGGAAAUCCAUUAUCAAUCUUGGAUGGGAUUUUCAUGGCUAUCAAGGAUGAUAUAGAUUGUUAUCCCCAUCCAUCAAAGGGCGCAACAACAUGGAUGCAUGAGGUUCGCCCUGUUAAAAAGGAUGCAGUCUGUGUAUCAAGGUUGCGUAGCUGUGGGGUGAUUUUUGUUGGAAAGGCAAAUAUGCAUGAAUUGGGCCUUGGAACAACUGGGAAUAAUUCAAACUACGGAACAACUAGAAACCCACAUUCUCUGGAAAGGUAUACAGGUGGAUCUUCCUCAGGCCCAGCAGCAAUUGUUGCUUCUGGACUAUGUUCAGCUGCACUAGGAACAGAUGGUGGAGGUUCAAUUCGCAUUCCUUCUUCGCUUUGCGGUGUAGUUGGCUUGAAAUCAACAUAUGGACGGACUGACAUGAAAGGGUCAUUAUGUGAAUCAGGAACUGUGGAAAUUAUUGGACCAAUCGCAUCAACAGUUGAGGAUGUCAUGCUUGUGUAUGCAGCAAUCUUGGGCUCCUCUCCUGCUGAAAAAAUCUGUUUGAAACCGUCUUCCCCUUGUCUGCCAAAUUUAGCUGCACAGGAGAGUUCAAAUGCUUUGGGAUCAUUGCGAUUAGGAAAGUAUACAGAGUGGUUUAAUGAUGUAUUCUCAACUGAUAUCUCCAAUAAAUGUGAGGAUGUUCUUAAUAUGCUAUCAGAAAGGCAUGGGUGCAAAAUGAUAGAGAUUGUAAUACCAGAACUGCGUGAGAUGCGGACGGCUCAUAUAGUUUCAAUUGGUUCUGAAUCACUAUGCUCAAUGACUCCUGAUUGUGAGGAUGGGAAAAAUGUAGAACUUACAUACGACACUCGCACCAAUCUGGCACUAUUUCGGUCAUUCACGGCUUCAGAUUAUGUUGCUGCCCAGUGUCUUAGGCGAAGGAUAAUGUACUACCACAUGGAGAUUUUCAGGAAGGUUGAUGUCAUAGUGACCCCAACAACCGGCAUGACGGCGCCUGUAAUACCUCCUAGUGCUCUUAAAUUUGGGGAGACAAAUAUGCAGGUUACAGGUAAUCUCAUGCGGUUUAUUAUAGCACCAAAUCUUCUCGGACUCCCAGCCAUUUCUGUCCCAGUUGGCUACGAUAAGCAAGGACUUCCAAUAGGUUUACAACUGAUAGGACGACCAUGGGCUGAAGCUUCAAUUUUGCGUUUGGCUGCUGCAGUAGAGUUUGCCUUUCAGGAACUCUGUGCAAGCCCUAAAAAGAGGCCAGCGUCAUUUUAUGAUACUUUGAAGGUGUAAGCAGUUGGGGUUCACUCAUCGCUGUUCAUGGUUUAUUCACUGAAGAAUCCCUCCACAAAAUCUUUGAAAGUGUUCGACAUUGCUCACAUUAUGUCUGUCUUAAAUCUAUUUACGUUUGAGCAACACGGUUAGUUAUUGCUAUGGCUUGAAACAAUGGUUCUUGUCAUACUUUCAAAUUUAGGGUAAAAGUGAAAUUGGCAAUAGUUUCUUAAAUAAUACAAUCCAACUCAAUGAAGUAUUAUCCCAAUUAUUUGGUGUCAA
Molecule: messenger RNA, 2378 nt
Organism: Cornus florida
Lineage: Eukaryota; Viridiplantae; Streptophyta; Magnoliopsida; Cornales; Cornaceae
Product: fatty acid amide hydrolase
Exons: 21
Coding region: 282-2117 (611 amino acids)
Biological process (GO): N-acylethanolamine metabolic process
Cellular component (GO): membrane
Molecular function (GO): N-(long-chain-acyl)ethanolamine deacylase activity
Source: RefSeq, a predicted model, not a curated record